Salvia miltiorrhiza (redroot sage) is the source of this 2586-nucleotide messenger RNA. RefSeq lists its product as uncharacterized. NCBI's taxonomy places the organism in Eukaryota, Viridiplantae, Streptophyta, Magnoliopsida, Lamiales, Lamiaceae. The record is from RefSeq and is a predicted model, not a curated record. Bases 1 to 2586 code for a protein of 861 amino acids. The transcript has 6 exons.
AUGGGAAGCACCGAGAAGGAGUCUUUGUGGGAUGUAUUACAUUUCAUUGCUCUUAAAAACAAAGACUCAUGCCUGUGUAUUCUUGGCGACUUCAAUGCAGUGCGUGAUCCGGGAGAAAGGGUGGGGAAAGGUGUUGUCUUCAACCAAGCAGAUGCAAGGUUUUUUUACGCUUUCAUUCGGCAAAGUAAUCUGCUGGAAAUCAGAACACAAGGGAGAAAGUUUACGUGGUAUCAACCUAGUGGUGGAUGCAAGAGCAAACUGGACAGAUUUUUGGUCAACGAGAGAUGGAUGCAGGAAUGGCCGGACACAGUCGGAAGGGGGCUCCAGAGAUCAGUGUCGGACCAUUGCCCGAUUUUCUUGACUACAAAAACUAAGAAUUGGGGACCCAAACCUUUUAGGUUCCUCAACUCUUGGCUCUCCCACCCAGAUUUUAGUGAGUUGGUAAGGAAAACUUGGGAUGAAGCUAAGAUUGAAGGAUGGAGCUGCUUUGUGUUCAAAGAGAAAUUGAAAUUGAUUAAGUUUGCUUUGAAAGAGUGGAAUCUGAGGAUUUAUGGCAACAUUGAGCACGGCUUGACAGAGCUUAAGGAUGAACUACAGGAGCUUGACAUUAUUGAUGACACCUUUGGUCUUGAUGAGAGCGAGACAAUCAGGAGGAAUGAAUUGCGAGCAAAGAUUAUCCUUAAAUCCAAGGAAAAAUGUAGUCUUCUCCAACAAAAGGCGAAAGUCAAAUGGGUUAAGGAGGGCGAUCUGGAUACUAGUUUUUACCACAAAGCAAUUGUUGGGAGAAGAAAGAAGAAUGAAAUUGCAGGGCUUACUGAUGAGGGUAGCUGGAUCGAGGAUCCAAAGAUUAUUAAGGAGAAGGUCAAAACGUUCUUCGAGAAUCACUUCAAGAAGACGCCGCGCGUCCUACCUACGCUACCGGGAGAUUUCACUGCUCAAAAAAUUUCUACAGCAAGUAAUGCGGAGCUGAUCAAACCCUUUUCGGAAGCAGAAAUUAAAGAGGCCAUUUGGAGCUGUGACGGUGACAAGAGCCCGGGACCAGAUGGCUUUAACUUCAACCUCUAUAAAGUCAUUGCGAAGGUUCUGGCGAAUAGGAUGAAAAAGGUUAUGGAUUCAGUUACUUCGGCAAUUGCGGAGGCUUCGAAGAAGAGAAAGGGGAGGAUUAUCUUUAAGGUGGACUUCGCGAAAGCCUACGACUCCGUCGAGUGGGAUUUUUUGGAUUUAAUGCUUGAAAGAAUGAAUUUUGAGCCAUUAUGGAGAAAAUGGAUCCGAGGUUGUAUCUCCUCGGCGACGACGAAUAUUUUGGUGAAUGGCUCCCCAUCUGGUGAGCGGAGGGGCUCCAUGCACUCUUUGAUUUCGAGAGCUGUAGAGAAGGAGCUGAUUCAGCCGGCUAAGGUGGGAAAUGACAACAUUACAAUUUCGCAUCUCCAAUAUGCCGAUGAAACGGUCUUCUUGAUGGAGGAUGAAGAAAGGAAUGCAGUGGCAAUUAAAAGGAUUCUCAGAGUGUUUCAGCUACUGUCAGGGCUUGCCGUGAAUUUUAAAAAAUAUUGUCUCUUCGGAGUCGGGGUCGAGGAUGGUAAGAUUGAGAGGAUGGCGGCUGUUUUAGGAUGUGAUGUUGGCUCCUUACCUUUCAAUUAUCUCAGUAUUAAAGUGGGCAGCAAGGGCAAAAAGGUCGCUGAUUGGAACUAUUUGGUUGAGAAGCUCUCUUUUACAUAUUUACCAAAAUCAACUGUGAGUUCUUUAAAUGCUUUACUUGGUAAUUUUCUGUGGGGAGGGGGUGCUAGUAAAAGUGUGAUUGCUUGGGUGAAGUGGAAGGUGCUUUGUGCUUCAAAAGUAGAAGGAGGCUUGGGGCUUAAAAAUAUUGAGUGGUUUAAUCAGGCACUUGUUGUUAAAUGGUUGUGGCGGUACCUUAUAGGAAGGGACCUUCUUUGGGCUAGAAUUGUUAGGUCCAUUUAUGGUGAGGUCGAGUGGGGAGAGACAGGUCUGGAAAGCGUGGGGAAAGGUAGAUUUAGAGAGGGGUGGUGGCCGAAGAUUGUUUCUGCGGCGGGUGGUGCGAGCGAUAAUUGGUUUUUUCAAAAUUUGAAGCCAAAGGUGGGGGAUGGGAAGCUCUUUAAAUUUUGGAGUCAUUGGUGGGUUGGUCAAAAGCCUUUGAAGUUUUCUUUUCCUAGACUUUAUCAGUUGAGUGUGAACAAAGAAGCUGCAAUUUGUGAAGUUGGGAAAUGGACCGAUACAGGCUGGUGUUGGGAAUUGAGGUGGAGAAGAGAGUUGUUUGAGAGAGAAAGGAAAGGAGUCUCGGAGCUGGUUAGUCUUGUUUCUGGAAUUAAACUUUGUGCAGGUAACAAGGACGGAUGGACAUGGAAAGGCGACACCGGGAGAGGCUUUUCAACCAAGUCCGCUUAUGAAGUUAUUAAAGAACAAGCAAACGAGACAACGGAGGUGGUGGAGGAAAUUGAUACUAGUAUGAAGAACAUGAGCGUGAGUUGUAGUGGUGGCGGCGCUACUGCUCGGCGUUUGGAUCCGGCGUUGUGUGCAGGAGCGGCGAAUAGAGAUGUUGCGUGGAUAAACGAAGACAGGGACUUGGUGUGA